AUGCUGCGUUUAUGUCAUAGAAAUAUAUUAGAUCAAUGCCUGAAUAUAUCUGCAUUUAAAGAUAUCUUACCAGGCAUUAAAUGCACUAGUAGAAUUCAAAAAAUAAUAGACAGGCACUACGCAAAUAAAUCAAAUGAUGAAACCAAGCUAGAACGAAUAUACUACGGCCCACUGACGCCACAAAUAAAGGCAGUAAAGGUGUUUUCACUCUCUUCUAGUGCAGCUGGUUUGCUUGCACAACCUAUAAUUUUAAAGGAAGCAUCAAGUAUAGGAAGCACAUCGCUUUUAGUAGCAAUUUGCUCGGUGGUUGGUUUCUUUACAUUUGUAACUCCACUAUUAUUGCAUAUCAUCACAAAAAAGUAUGUGACAGAAAUGUACUAUGAUUCAGAGACUUCAACUUAUAAGGCAGUCACAAUUAACUUUUUCCUUGUUCCGAAAAAGUUGGAAUUCAAAACUGAAGAUGUAGUGGUUCCUGAUAUCCCGGGUAUGUUCACAACAAUGUUAGCUAAAAACACGCCGCUAUUCAUUGAGGCUAGGCAUUUUAAUGAUCCAUCACAUUAUGCCAAAAUUAUGGGUUACGAUAAACCAAUAGAUUUCAAACUUGGCAAUUUAGAGGAUAGUUCUGAAAAUGUAAAAAAAAUGUGA
Parnassius mnemosyne (clouded apollo) is the source of this 645-nucleotide messenger RNA. The record is from the annotation of a GenBank genome assembly. NCBI's taxonomy places the organism in Eukaryota, Metazoa, Arthropoda, Insecta, Lepidoptera, Papilionidae.